This is a messenger RNA of Hypoxylon trugodes, 1618 nucleotides long. Its product is annotated as 3-beta-hydroxysteroid dehydrogenase. NCBI's taxonomy places the organism in Eukaryota, Fungi, Ascomycota, Sordariomycetes, Xylariales, Hypoxylaceae. The record is from RefSeq and is a predicted model, not a curated record. Gene Ontology annotation, molecular function: oxidoreductase activity, acting on the CH-OH group of donors, NAD or NADP as acceptor. Gene Ontology annotation, cellular component: cytoplasm. The transcript is spliced from 2 exons. The coding region runs from base 662 to 1510 and encodes 282 amino acids.
UAGUACUCUUCGUAAAUUUAUCACCACCAUUAACAUACAGGAUUAUCAGCAUCAACUCGUUGAUCCGAUCUACCUUUUGCUUUUUCUUCGGCUAUUAGCAGCACUCUAAUGCCGCGUGUGACGACACCAUCAUCGCCAAGUGUCCUACCCUCUUUUUUUCCUUGAAGGAAUUACAUUCACCCACGCGUUUCCAAAAAUAUGGUGGACUAAUACUAACAUAUCUCCUACGGACGCCGCCAUGUGGCAUGGAUCGAAUCGCGAAUCAAUGGAAGGAGGUUUCGAACGAAAUUUAAUCAAUUCAAAACUUAGUAAAAGUUUCCUAUGAGACAUCUAGACUCACAUUGAUAUGCUAAGAAUCAAUAUAUGCUAUAGGUUAGCAUCCGGCUUAGGUGUCAUCUCAGGUCCCACGUUCUUAUUACAUUUACCUGUCGUUGUCUUUAGCUUUUUAGAGCCUUCAUUUCAUCCAACUAUAGAUGUUAACAUUAAUGAUCGAUACUGUGCAACACAUCGCUUAACGCCGUUUGAUACCAUACAAAUUGCCGAUGCGGGGAACCCUACUAACCAAUAUCUUGUAAGUCCAUGAGCUUUCGACUUCUUUACGAGUUCGCCUCUGUCAAUUUCAUCUCUAAAAAUCCGAGGAUUUCGGCCUUACAUGUGAACAAUGUCCAACUCCAAAGUAGCCAUCAUCACUGGCGGCGCCUCAGGGGUAGGUCUAGCUACUUCUAGAGUGCUCUCCCAGAAUGGUUGGCAAGUACACAUCUUCGACCUAAACGAAACCAGCGAAAUUGCGGCGGAAGCUAGCCGAAGCAAUUGUACUUUCCACAGGGUUGAUGUCACUUCCUGGAAAUCCUUAUCAUCCUCGUUUGAUUCGGUCCUUGAGGCUGAGGGUCGACUUGACUUUGUCUUCGCGAACGCCGGUAUCAUGGAGAAGGGGAAAUUCUUCGAGAAACAUGAUACAUCCUCGCCACCGCCAGGGCUUGACGAAUCCAGCCUCGAUGUCAAUUUAAAAGGAGUCAUUAGGACGAGCUAUCUUGCACAACACUAUUUCCGGGCAAAUGUGUUUGGCGCCAAGGAUUGCGUCCUUAUCAUUACAUCAAGUAUCGCCGGCAUUUAUCCUCAAUCCAUUACACCUUUAUAUGCAGCAGCCAAGGCGGGCAUGUUGAACUUCAUGCGCUCGAUCGCCCCAAUCUUCUACAAUGAAGACGGUAUAAGAACAUACGCUAUCUGCCCCGGAUCCGUACGGACGAAUUUACUCCCUAAGGAGUUAUGGGAUGCGUAUCCACAACAAUAUUUGACUCAAAUGGAGAAAGUAACGUCCACGAUCGAGUCUCUAAUUAGUGGUACGCAAUUCGAGGAUUCUAACGGACAAACGUUCAAGAAGUCUAGGGUCGGUUUGGUUAUCGAAAUCUUCGUUGAUGAUGUGUACCUUAGAGAAUCUCCAGAACCGUGUAAUGCUGGCAUGGAAUUUGUCCUAGAAUUAAUGCGCCCAGGAAAGAAGGAAGACAAGUGAGGUUAGAAGUCCGGUGUCUUUAACUUGUACUGUCAUAUCUACAAUGAAAUAAUCCUUUACAGAGUUGGAAUGACUUACUAUAGACUCUAGUCGAUUACCUAAGCGUUC